AUGUGCACCACAAAUGCGCCAUCUUGUAAAAGAUUGACGUAUUUUGUGUGUGUGUGCGCUCUCCACGUGCAUUUCAAAAUAUUUUAGUUUCGUUUUUGUGUUUUUGUGUUUUUCUAGGUUUUCGUUGUUUUCACAGGGAAUUCUCGGAAUUCUCUGUGUUAAUUAAUUAACUCAUCAUUUGUUAUUAUUGAUACACUUCCUCGUGAAGUUGUAUCUGUAUUUUCAUUGUUUAUUUUGGUCAAAAACAUAAAGUUUGGCCUAAAAUCCGUGUUUUGUUAUUUUUCCUUGCUAGUGGUUUAAAUCCACUGCCAUCUUUGACGUCUACCUCCUUGCAAUAUCAAGCAAAGGAGAACCGGGAGGUGCAACUUGGGGGCCGAACCAACCACAACCCCAAAUUCAUUCAACUUCGUGCAUUCGUCGAUUUUUUUUGAUUUUUGAACACGUUCCUAGUGAUCCUUUCCUAGUUUCAGGACUGGAGUUAAGGAAUUGUUCGAUUGUCAAAAGGAUAUUGGAUAUUUUGGACUAGUGGAGAAUUCGACAGCGAAAAUGGCUACGGCAAGUGAAAAUAUGCAGAAUAUCGGAUCAGUGAGCAGUGGAUUGGAGGAUUCAACGGGACAUGAAGAAGAUAUUGGUAUGAUGUUUGAUGAGAAAGCAGCGGAUUGGAUUAUGAUUGCACAAGAAGCUCGAGAAGAUGCGAAGAAAUGGAAAUUGAGUGAAAGACAAGCGGAUGUCGUAUUGAAUCCGUUGAUGAAGAAAGUCGAACAACGAGUAGAGGAUUUGCGCGGGAUGGUCAAGGAAAAGUGGGCGCAAAUGCCGAAUCGGGAUGAGUGGAGAUGUUUGCGAUAUUUGAGAAGAGGAAACAAGACCAAUGUGAAGAAAUUGGCACAAUUGAUGGAGAAAGGAACAGAAUUGGUUAUUUGGGAAAGAGAAAAUGGUGAGAAGCUUGAAAAUAUUGAGAAAAAGGUCAAUGAAGAAAGACAAACGUUUAUUUUGCAGGUUGA
Messenger RNA from Caenorhabditis angaria, 1001 nucleotides. The record is from the annotation of a GenBank genome assembly. NCBI's taxonomy places the organism in Eukaryota, Metazoa, Nematoda, Chromadorea, Rhabditida, Rhabditidae.